ACUUACUUCAGGAAUUCAGAGGGUCCUUGGAAAGCAGCAAUGAACAGACUAAGGCAGAGAAAACAGGAAAGCGCUCCAGUGCUCCAGCCGCUGCUUUUAGGCACAGCUCAACCUCAUUCACGAAAAAGGAAAUGGAAUAGUCAGUUGAUCAUACCUGCAAGCACUGCAAACAGAAAUAGUUCAGAAGAGGACAGGAAAAAGAGAUGUGGUGACUUGUACAGUACAAAUGGGUGUCUUCCAGUGGAGCAGCUGCAGAACUUUUCUCAGCUCCUACAAAAUAUCCACAAUCUAGAGUUUCCUUCCCAGAUGGGUUCAGUGCUAACAAACCCUUUAUUGCUUCACUAUGUGAGUUGGAUCAGAGAUGAAUCUGUUAACCUGAGGCUCUACUAUUGGAUGGGCCAGACUCUUCAGGAAGAAUGCACCUGGUGUGUGGCUGAUAAUAUUGGAUAUGAAGAAGAAUUCAAGGACUUCCUUGAAACUAUCUACAAGACAGAGUGUUUCUUGCAUGAGGGAUUUCCUGCCUGUGAAGAGUUCCUGUUUAAGAGCCUUCCUCUCUGGGAUGGCUGCUGCUGCCGAUCACAAAUCCUCAAACUUGUGAGUUGGAUCUCCCUCAGCAGCUUCUCUGAAAUGAAUUCACACCUCUGUCAUCCCCUGGCGCAGCUCUUUUUCACAUCAUCCCUGUACUUUAAGUGCAGCGUUCUUGAGAGCCUGAAAGAGCUGUUGCAGAACUGGUUAAACUGGCACGUGAUUCACGUGGACUCAGAGGCUGAAUCGCAAGUCUGUUCUUUGAAUACCACUCUUUCUGGAGUAGUGAACGGGGUGGCUAAACUGAUCCGUUUUGUUGGGUGGAUCUCUACCAUUGGAUUGCAUUUGGAAAACAAUUCUUCUUUAUUGCUGUACUUCAUCCUAGAUUUCUACGAGACUGUGUGUGACAUGUACCUGGAGUACAAUCUGCCUUUGGUGAUAAUGCCUCCCGCCGGGGUUUUCUACCCAGCGCUUCUCAGCAUGGAUUCUGUCUGCUUCAAUCAGCUCUGCUACCUUAUGUACAGGUAUCGAACCAACUUGGUGGCCGCAAAGCAAAAUGAGCGGAGUAAGAAGAAAAUACAACAAUUCAGCUUCAGUAGCCAGACGUACCAAGAGUACAACCACUACACAAUAGCGAUGGUGGGCUGCCUGUGGACAUCCAGUGUGUUCCAGGAGGAUGUUCAUCCGCAAGGUCUUCGUAUGGAUGAGGAACUGCUGAAGAAAACCGCGGUGCAGGAAUACAAAACCAGCUUUAACAUUGUUUACCACCCAGCCCUGAUGGGCUUUGCUCUCCUUUUCAUGCAGCAGGCUUGGCCAGAUGAGACCACCUUCAACUUCAGAUUAAUUAAGAGAAACAAGUGGAACUGGUAUCUGGAAUUUCUCUACGCGCAAGGUUUAAAGGGCCUGAAGGUCUUUAUUGAAAGCAGCAUCAGUAGUGUUUCCAAGACCGCUAGCCGUAAAGCGGAGAACAUGCAAGUGUGA
Messenger RNA from Eurypyga helias (sunbittern), 1506 nucleotides. It is a transcript of the gene CENPI, whose product is annotated as centromere protein I. The annotation marks the transcript as partial. The record is from RefSeq and is a predicted model, not a curated record. Gene Ontology annotation, cellular component: kinetochore. Lineage: Eukaryota; Metazoa; Chordata; Aves; Eurypygiformes; Eurypygidae. The transcript is spliced from 13 exons.